CGGUGCCCGAGGCGACGGUCUGAGGGAGCGAGGGCUGCCCCGCCGAGCGAGUCCCGAGCCGCCGCCGCGAUGCUGGAGGAGGCGGGCGAAGAGGUGCUGGGCUCGGUGCUGCUCAAGGCCUCGUGCCUGCCGCUCAGCUUCCUCCUGGUGCUGCCGGCCGUCCUGCUGCUGCUACUGGGCCCGCCGCCCGCCUCGGCCGCCCACGAGUUCACCGUCUACCGCAUGCAGCAGUACGAGCUCGGCGGGCAGCCCUACGGCACUAGGAAUGCUGUGCUAAAUACAGAGGCGCGCACGGUGGAAGCGGAUGUGCUGAGUCGGCGCUGCGUGAUGAUGCGGCUAAUGGACUUUUCCUAUGAGCAGUACCAAAAAGCCCUCCGCCAGUCAGCUGGCGCCGUGGUGAUCAUCCUGCCGCAGAGCAUGUUGUCAGUGCCUCAGGAUGUCAUCCGGCAAUUCAUGGAGAGAGAGCCAGAAAUGCUGGCCAUGGAAACCAUUGUACCAGUCUACUUUGCAGAGGAAGACGACGAGCUUCUCUCAAUCUAUGAACAAACACAGGCAGCUUCUGCAUCACAAGGCUCGGCCUCAGCUGCUGAAGUUCUGCUGCACACGGCCACUGCCAAUGGCUUCCAGAUGGUGACCAGUGGGGCCCAGAGCAAAGCCAUCAGCGACUGGCAGAUCACCAGUGUGGAGGGCCGGCUGACCGGUCUGGGAGGAGAAGACCUACCUACUAUUGUGAUAGUGGCUCAUUAUGAUUCCUUCGGUGUUGCCCCGUGGCUCUCCCAUGGUGCUGACUCUAAUGGCAGCGGAGUCUCAGUGCUCUUAGAACUGGCCAGGCUGUUUUCACGUCUCUACACCUACAAGCGGACCCAUGCUGGGUAUAAUUUGCUGUUCUUUGCUUCUGGGGGUGGCAAAUUCAACUACCAAGGGACAAAGAGGUGGCUGGAAGACAACCUGGAUCACACAGAUUCCAGUUUAUUGCAGGACAAUGUGGCUUUUGUCCUCUGCUUGGACACUCUGGGCAGAGGGAACAGUCUUCACCUGCAUGUCUCGAAGCCUCCUAAAGAGGGGACCCUUCAGUACGCUUUCCUGAAGGAGCUGGAACUGGUAGUUGCCAGCCAGUUUCCGGAAGUGAAGUUCUCAAUGGUGCACAAAAAGAUCAACCUGGCAGAAGACAUGCUGGCUUGGGAACACGAGCGCUUCGCCAUCCGCCGCCUCCCAGCCUUCACUGUUUCUCACCUGGAGAGUCAUCGGGAUGGCCUGCGCAACAGCAUAAUGGACGUGAGGUCAGCUGCUGGGGCACGGGUCAACUCCCAAAUCCUAACCCGCAACACUCGGAUCAUCAUUGAGGCAUUGACCAGAGUGAUCUACAACCUCACCGGAAAGGGAGUUCCUGCUGACCUCCAGGUCUUCACAGAGCAGAUGGUGAGCAAGUGUGAGCCUGCGGGAAGUGUUCUUAUCCAGCAGGAGCAGAUGGAGUCGGUGAUGGACUGGCUCACCAGCCAGCCAAGGGCCGCUCAGUUGGUCGACAAAGACAGCACCUUCAUCAAUACUCUUGAAUACUACAUGAGCCGGUACUUGAAAGAUGUCAAGCAGCACCACAUUAAGGCAGAUAAGCGGGAUCCUGAAUUUGUGUUCUACGACCAGCUCAAGCAGGUGAUGAAUGCUUACAGGGUCAAGCCUGCCAUUUUUGAUCUCCUCCUGGCGCUCUGCAUAGCAGCCUAUCUCGGAAUUGCCUAUGUCGCAGUCCAGCAUUUCAGUCUCCUUUACAAGCUGGUACGGAGGGUGUCCUUCAAGUCCAAGCAGCAGUGAAAGGACAUUCAGAGCUGAGCCAUUGGAAGGGGAGCCCCUCGUAACCCUCUUCUCCUGCGCUGGAUGCUGCUGUUGCCACCAGUCUCUGCUGCUGUCCCCCCAUGACACUGGAAUGGGAGAAGAGGCUCAGAUCCAGAACUCUUCCGCUCUUUGCAUUUUGCAGACCUGCAUUUGUUCCCCACCCCUUUUCAGAGACGACAUCCGCAGAUACGUCACCGCCUCUCUUGAACUGAUUGGGCAUGGGGACACACACACACACACACCCCGGAGAGCCUUUCUGAGAGCAAAGACGGUUCUGUAUUUAUGAAGCUGCUGAACUAGGAGUGAGUGAACUGUGCCAUAUGUCCCAGCUUUGGGGGCAGAAACCUGGAGGCCAGGGUGUGGGGCCUGCCUGUCAAGAGAGGAUUUGGAAGGCUGCAGUGGGGGGGGGGGCUGUUAUGUUGGGUUUUUUUAAGUGCACAUGUAAAUUAAAGGACUACCAAGAGA
This is a messenger RNA of Eublepharis macularius, 2292 nucleotides long. RefSeq names its product nicalin (gene NCLN). The transcript is spliced from 15 exons. The coding region runs from base 70 to 1806 and encodes 578 amino acids. The record is from RefSeq and is a predicted model, not a curated record. NCBI's taxonomy places the organism in Eukaryota, Metazoa, Chordata, Lepidosauria, Squamata, Eublepharidae. Gene Ontology annotation, biological process: regulation of signal transduction. Gene Ontology annotation, cellular component: endoplasmic reticulum membrane.